GAGGCUUUCCAACAACGCCAUAUCUGGCCCGCUCCCCGCCGCCCUGGGGAACCUCGUCAACUUAGAAAGCCUGGGCGUCUCAGGCACGCGGCUGACCUGCCCUGCAGGGGGCAGCAAGUGUGUGGUGCAGCAGAGAAACACCACCAGGUUCUGCCGUCUCUGCUUCUCUUUCUGCUCCUCCUGCACACCCCGUACAUGUAA
Messenger RNA from Closterium sp. NIES-65, 201 nucleotides. NCBI's taxonomy places the organism in Eukaryota, Viridiplantae, Streptophyta, Zygnematophyceae, Desmidiales, Closteriaceae. The record is from the annotation of a GenBank genome assembly.